AAGCUAGCUAAUAGCCUAUAUGGACAGGUAAUAUUCAGACUGUGGACGAUAAGGAAGCAAAUAUACUUUUUUUCCGGAGGAAAAAAACAUGCACACUGCAGAUACACCGAUCUCAUUCUAAGAAGUAGAAGCCAUGGAAUCGAUGCCAACAUUUUUUUUCUAGGAAAAAAAAGGAAUUGGUAACAAAUUCCAGUCGUCGCGUGCAAACUGGUUUAUCAUGAUCCCCCAGUAGAGCAGGAGAGCAGCCAUGGCCCAUGGGGAGGACGGAGGAAGAAGCUAGGCCAACGCUGGUCUCCGGUGGGACACGUAGGGCGUGUUUGUGACCCUGUCCCUGGCCAGCUCGGUCCGUUCAAUUAGACCAGGCUGAGGCUAGCCUGUCCCGGCUACUGCAACUUAUUUUGUUUGCGCACUUGUACCAUAUGAGCCUGGCUCAGACGAGCUGGUGUUUGUCAUCCAAUAUGCAGCCAGGCUAGAAGACCAAAACUACCUAAACGCGGAAUCCUUGCGCCACGAGCAGCCAGGCUCCCAGGAAACGGACCUUGAGCUCGUUUCUGUGGAGCCAGGCUGAGAGGCUCAAUUUGCACGCGCACAGCCUGGCUCUCGAGCCAGCCAGACGACGCAAACAUAGGAGCUGCAGCCCGGGAGCGCAGCCACGCAAACACAGGAGCUGCAGCCCGGGAGCGCAGCCAGGCUGCUGGGCCAUGGCGACAAACACGCCCGUAGAGUGUGGUCGUGGUCGUACCCGGGCCGGGACUGAACAGCCCAACUGCUCCAGCUUCCAGUCGUUCUGACAGCAUGCCUGAACCACCAGGCUCCUCGCUGACCCCUCCGCUUCCUUCCCGCCAAGCGAAAGCGCCACCCGCGCUGCCCCUGCCCCCCUUGACGCCUUCCUCCGAUCCUCAACAGGAUACACCCCUCGCAACAGAAACCCCCUCCGCCGAGGCCCGCCGACCAAACUUCUGCCAGUACCGCUUGCACCUUACCUGCCAAGCUGCGUACUGACGGAACGCCUUGAGCGAGAGCGAGGUUGCGCUCCACUCCACUCCACUCGCCAGUUCAGUUCUUGCUUCCUGCUCCUGUCGUGGUGCCCUGAGUCCCUGACUGCGAGGAGCUAGCUAUGCAUCCCCGCGGUGGCCGACGAACUGCGUAGCCUGAUCAAACAGCUGAAUAAUCUGGGGAAGCAAGCGUCAAGGUAACAAUGACUGAAAUGGGAGAAGCUCUGAGAACCUGCAUGGAGCGGCUGGUGGUUGCCAGAGAAGAGCGGGAGCAGAUCAUCGUCGAGGCGGCCAACGAGAUAUCCUCCAAGAAGAAGAAAGUGCGCGAGCUCCAGCUGAAGCUGGAGGACGCGAACAAGAAGAUCGCGAAGCUCGCCGCCGAGAACAGCAACCUCUGCAAGGCCGCUGACGUCAAGGACGCGCUGAUCGGGGAGCUGAGGGAGUCCGCAGCGGCCACUGGGGACAAGCUCGCCGACGCGACGGCGAGGCUAGAGUCGGCGCAGAAACAAGCCGGGUCGUUGGAGUACGAGGUGCGCAUGCUCCAGAAGGAGCUGGAGGUCCGGGGCCAGGAGCGGGAGUACGACCUCAAGUCCGUCGACGCCGCGCGCCGGCAGCAGGCGGAGCACCAGAAGCGGAUCGCGCAGCUGGAGGCUGAGUGCCAGCGGCUGCGCGCCAUGGUCCGCAAGAGGCUUCCCGGGCCGGCAGCGAUCGCCAAGAUGAGGGACGAGGUCGAUCAGCAGCAGGCCCAGACCCCCACAGCCAGCCCGAGGCGACCCCGUCCCGCGACGCCCUCCUCGCCGCGGUCGGCCGUCGCGCCGUUCUCGCCGCGGACCCCGUCGCCGCGGCGAUCCGUCUCGGGCGGCGCCGACGGCUACGCGUUCAGGCUCCGCGCCGUGGAGGACGAGAACACGGCGCUGAAGCAGGCGCUGGCCAAGAGGGAGAGCGAGCUGCAGUUCAUGCAGAUGAAGUACGCCGACGAGGCCUGCAAGCUGACGGCGGCUCAGAUGCAGGUCAAGGAGCUGACGGAGGAGAACAGGCAGCUGAGUGACGCCAACACUCAGUCUGAAUCCUGGGCUUCUGCUCUGGUUUCUGAACUGGACAAGUUCAGGUCAGGCAACGAGAACGGUGGUGCCUGUGCGUCCAUCAUGGCAUCAUCUGAGAUGAACCUGCUCCAUGAUUUCUCUGAGGUUGAGAAGCUGGAGACGGCGUCAGGUGAUCAAAAGCGCAACGUGCAGCGUGCAUCUCCGCACAAGGCGGAUACAGGACUGGCAACGGAAGAACAGAAUGGUAAUGCUCCUGUCCUGGAUGGUAGCGUCUCCAACGGCCAUCCUGAGAAGGUUAGGCAUAUCUGGGAAUUAGUUGUGCAGAAGCAUGAAGCGAGCGGGGAAAGCUUUGAAGCUAUUAUUGAACAGAUAAGCCAGGCAUUGGAGCAGACAGCUACUCGUGCCAAGAGAGAUGGUUCGGACGUGCCAAGUGACCAGUCUGAAAUAGAGAAGGCGGUGAGAGAUAUGGUUGAGCAGACCACUUCCAUGAUCCAGGCGGCAUAUGCAGAAGAAGACGACGUCGCAAGAUCAAGAGCGCUGUCGCACCACAAGUCUGAGAUGUUUCGCCGCUUCAAGCGCCUGGUUCAGGUCCGUCAUGAGCUACUGGAAGGGAAAUGCGACCUUGGAAAGUUUGUAGACGAGGUCUGCCUCAUCCUAAAGUACGUAGUGAGCCAAUGCUUCUCGGAUCAAGAUCAGAUCGACACUGUGAGCCGUGAUACAGAGGAUUUUGAUGGAGCUAAGCCAUCAGGUGCGGUUACAGCAGACGGUACGCAUGACACUGAAAGCGCUAAACCAACAGCGACUUCAGCUUUUCGGACAGAAGCAGAUGGAGAACCAGUUCAGUCAGUUGAAAGCCAGACUACGGCGGCCAAUCGUCUGCAGAAACCUGAUAUAGAACUCAUACAUGCCCUACAACACGAGGAUGGUAGUAGUAUCCUUUCAGAGAGAAAAUCGGCGGCAUACCGUGAGAUGCAAAGCCCUGCUUCUGAGGCAAGUGUGGAACGUCGGGCAGUGCAAGAGGAAAAUCAUUUAGCAACAAACUCAGAGAUUCUCGCAGCGGCUGAUAAGCUCGCCGAGUGCCAGGAGACGAUCACGAUGCUGAGCAAGCAGCUGCAGGCUCUAAAGACGCCGGCAACUCCAGGUCCUCUAGACGCCUCCUCCGCCUGCAUCCCCAGGACGAGCUCGGCGAAGUCCGACUACAAGCCGCAGUCGCUCGCGAGCAUCCUCGCCGAGGCCUCCACGUCUCCCAGUCCCACUCCCACCACGCCCACGCCACAGGUGCUGUCCAAGGAAGACGAAGGCGAGGUUCGUGCUACUGCUACGCCGACGACGAGGAGCGCAGCACGGCAGGAGGAGAACGACGCCGGCGGCAAUAAUUCGAUGCAGAUUGUCGUCGUCCAUGCCGAGCCGCGGCCGGACGACGGUGGUUCCGCUGACCCGACGAAGAGGAGGAAGAAGCGCGGCACGAGCCUGCUGGGCAGGAUCGUGUUCAGGAAGAGAGCCGAAGGCGGCUCCUAGACCGACUGCGGUGACCUGCAUCGAUGCGGUGGAUGCGUUCUGCUGCCUACAGGUUUGGCAUGGAUCCGGCCAAGUGUGCUGUCACGUUGUGACCAGUGGUUUUUUUCCCCUUCUUCAGCGUGUUCUGUUUAUGCUGCUCCCAGUGAGCGAGCGAUCUUUUUGGGCGACAUAUGUUCCGGUCUUGCAGAGCCUUGUGGCUGAUGGCGACGGGUUCUGUCGCAUGGUGUGAGCUACGUGUCUUCUUUUGUUUAUGGACAGACUUUUCUCUGUGUAUUUAUGAACAUCUUGGCUGUGCAAAAAUGUUUAUUUAUUGGAAGGGGACAGGUUCUUUUGUCCUUACAGUAA
This is a messenger RNA of Zea mays, 3901 nucleotides long. RefSeq names its product filament-like plant protein 7. The transcript is spliced from 4 exons. The record is from RefSeq and is a predicted model, not a curated record. The coding region runs from base 1199 to 3556 and encodes 785 amino acids. NCBI's taxonomy places the organism in Eukaryota, Viridiplantae, Streptophyta, Magnoliopsida, Poales, Poaceae.